AAUCAAACUGACUCCCAAUCCCACGCCCGGGUGGGGGUGGGGUGGGGUGGGGGAAGAAGGAACGAAAGAAAAAACAAACACAAUACAGGCAAGUGUUACCGACAAGAUGGUUGUGCUAGCGUGUUCUCUUCGUACCCUUUUCACAAACUCUCGCGGAUAUCAGUGUCGGCGUUCAUAUAAAGUACUUACCGGUCAACAACACAAAAGCACAGACUCAAAUCAGUACAAUGGACAGCUGUACCCAACUCACAUACCAACCAACCCUGUCCAGAAAGCUCUUUUGGCUGUUGGUUCUGGAGUGGCUGCCCUACAAAACCCCUACAGACAUGAUAUGGUUGCAGUGCUUGGGGAGACCACCGGGCACCAGGCCCUGAUCAAGUUAUGGGACAGAAUGAGAAAUGACCCUGAAGGCUACACCAUUCUCAUAGAGCGUCCUAGGAUCCGUCUGUCUACACUGGACCUCACUCGAAUGUCUGCUUUGCCGGAUGGAACGCUUGGAAGAGAGUAUCUUCGUUUCCUAGAAGAAAAUAGAGUCACCCCCGACUCGCGAGCUGAUGUGAAGUUUGUCGAUAAUGAGGAGUUAGCGUACGUCAUGCAGCGAUAUCGUGAAGUCCAUGACCUGUUGCAUACCUUGCUUGGCAUGCCCACCAACAUGUUGGGUGAAGUUGCUGUGAAGUGGUUUGAAGCUGCCCAGACUAGCUUGCCCAUGUGUAUUCUUGGAGCAGCACUUGGACCACUCCGUCUGUCUGUCAGUCGUCUACAGUUGCUGCUUCAGUCAUUGGGACCAUGGGCCCUGCGCAGCGGUGGUCGCGCCUGCUGUGUUCUGAACAUCUUCUAUGAGCGCCGCUGGGAGCAGAACCUUGAUGAGCUCAGACAGGAACUGAACAUUGAUCCACCACCUCUCAGUCUUUUUCAAAACGGAAAAAGUACAUCCUCAAAAUCUUAACUAACCUGUCCUGUAACUGAUAUAACUGAAGGAAAUGCUAGCUCAUGGGCAGUCCCCUAAAAUGUGCAUACAUCCCGCUGAAAACAAAGAUCUUCCUGUUUCCUGCGUUGACUGGUGCCUGAAAAUAAUGUCACAGUGAGGUAUUUUACAUCUACAUCUUAGCAUGAAAAAAUGCUUAAAAUUUUACAUGAUGUCAACUCAAGUUUUUUGUUAAUAUUUGGAAAAUUCACAAUUUACGUUAAAAAUUAUUAUAUUAAAAUGUGUAAUUCACGACAUUUGUGUGUAAUAAAUUCUUUCACAAUUUAUUGUUAUUAUAAUCAUUAAUUUAUACAUAUCUUUCUUUACUUGCCAUAGUGCCAAAUAAUAAAGGGGACUGCGCUAAAUGAUAUACAGAGAUCUAAUAUUUGAAUGAAACCAGGUAAGAAGUAAAAUUAGUUAAUUUCUAGUCUCUAAAACAAAACAAACAAACAAACAAAAUUCAAAUUGAUGAAUUUCAAAUAUAAUAGGGUUAUAUAUAUAUA
Myxocyprinus asiaticus (Chinese sucker) is the source of this 1467-nucleotide messenger RNA. RefSeq names its product coenzyme Q4 homolog (S. cerevisiae) (gene coq4). Lineage: Eukaryota; Metazoa; Chordata; Actinopteri; Cypriniformes; Catostomidae. Gene Ontology annotation, biological process: ubiquinone biosynthetic process. The record is from RefSeq and is a predicted model, not a curated record. The transcript has 7 exons. Bases 107 to 946 code for a protein of 279 amino acids. Gene Ontology annotation, cellular component: mitochondrial inner membrane; mitochondrion.